Messenger RNA from Drosophila sulfurigaster albostrigata, 4697 nucleotides. RefSeq names its product mucin-2. NCBI's taxonomy places the organism in Eukaryota, Metazoa, Arthropoda, Insecta, Diptera, Drosophilidae. The record is from RefSeq and is a predicted model, not a curated record. The transcript is spliced from 9 exons. The coding region runs from base 804 to 4214 and encodes 1136 amino acids.
AAUAUCGAACACAAUGGAAACAAUAACGUGCGAAGCGAUUGGAAACGCGCCACAGACGCCGCUGCCCACAGACAUUGCCUCAGCCACAGCCACAGUCGCAGCCGCAGCCACAGCAAUAGCAACAGCAACAGCCGCUGCCCGGUCAGCGUCCGGCGUGUCAGUCAGAGUCGCGGGCUGAAGCACAAGUCGAAGCAGCAGGGCUAGCAGAAGCAGCCGGUUAGCCAGCGGGCCAACAACAAGUUAGCAGGCAAAUCGACAAAUGCAAGAGACAGCAGCAAAAUCGAUUGGAAUUAUCAAAAAGUCGUGUCGUUGUUGUCGUUGUCGUCGUCGUCGCUGCUGCUGUUUUCUUGUUGUCUCGCGAUUGCUCUAAAAAUAUAUUUUGUUUUAAUUAAAAUGCAAUUGCAACGGCAAUAGCAGUUGCGGCAAUCACAGCCACAUAGUACAACUGGAAAUAAGUAAUAAAUUGCGUGUGUUCUGCGCUACAAAAAAAAAAUGUUGUUGAAAGUGCAAUGUGCUAAUUAUACGGGUGCACUAGGCGUAUGCGUGUUGAAAGCGCAUCAAGCGAUACGCUACACAAUACUCGUGUGUACAUACGAUACAACGCUGUCAAAACAAUCGAAACUGCUCAACUAGACACGACUUGUUGCUGGUAAAUUUACAUUAUUCUCGCCGUGAGUAAGAAAGUCUAAAACGUUGACAAGUGAAAUGCUUUGAAUGUAACAAAUAUGUGAAUGUGCAUUUUUUGUGGUAUAAAACUGAUAACACAACCCCGAAACAAGAGUUUAGCUCAGUGAAAUAAUGUCAUGCAUUGGCUCGACGGCAUUUCCUUGGACGACAAUUUAAUUAGCGGACGCGCCAGCGGCAGUAACGGCGAUCAUAGUGACGGCAAUCAGCGGAAAUCAACGCAAAGCUCAUCGCCAACAAAAUCAAAACGAAGACGGCAUGCCCACUAUAAGCUAAAUAGCAGAUUGGACAGGAAGUCGUCUCGUGGCAUGAUAUACGAAAAUGAAGAACUUAGAUUGCGCACAAUCAACAUAAAUGCGGAAGUUGAACGAGGUCAAUCAGAUAUUAAGCGUUUACGGCGUGAAAAUGAGCAGCUGCGUCGAGAGAUCUGGACACUGCGCGAUGAAUGUGAUCGACUCAACAAGCGUUUCAAGGCGAAGCUGAGCGAACAUGAGUUUGGUGGAUGUCGAGGGAGCGGGGGCAGUGGACGUCGCUGCAGUGGCGGCGGAAGAGGCAGUGCAGGUUGUGAUGGAAACAGUGAUGACUCUGACUCAUGUGAUACGUGUCGUUUCGCGGACGAUGGACACUGCAGCGAUGAGUGCUGUCAGGAGGGUGGAUCAUGCGCUCCGAUCAAGCCUCCGCUGCCUCCCGAAGAACCAAACGUCAAGGUCAAUGAGGGUAGCGCUCCAGCAAAGCCAGAGGGCCAACCUAUGCACUUUGAUCAUCUCUCGGUGGUCUCGGAGGAGACACUCAGCAAUCCGGAGAUGAUGCUGUCCCAUCCACCAGAACAUUUGAUGAUCUGCACACCCGAUCUCAAUGGCUCGCAGAGUACGCUGCCCAGUCUAGUGGGUCCAUUAACGCCACUGACACCCAUUGAGCUGGUGGCCAAUCAGCUAAAUGAUUUGCAGGCAAUGGUGCCGCCACUUUCCUACUUUGAGAACAUCUUGCAGCAGCACAUGGGCGCCAAUACAGUUUUGACUCCCACUCCUGAGUUGGGUACCAGCUCCAGCACGACGACGGGCAAGACCAUGAAGCAUACAAAUGGCUGGGAUUACAAUCUGCAGUCACCGUUUUCGCAGCGCAAGUACUCAAACGCCUCGUCGCCAUCACGGUCACCGCCUCCGCCAGUGCCAGUUCCAACGCUGACUACUUUUGUGCCCACAUCAACUCUGCAGGCCCUGCCCAAGGUGGCCCUCAAUUUGCCAGCAACGACAGCCGGCGGCGCAGACGGAGGCGGAGGCAUCAUUGAGACCGUGGCGAUAACCACAAACGCAACGCAACAAGCGCUCAACAGCCCCAAGCAUUUCUUCGCCCCCAUUAAGCCGCGCCUCAAGCUCAACACCAAGCUGGCCAAUCAGAAUCCAGACGCACUGCCGCCAGGUUCUCCGCCCCCGCCACUGGAGACGGCGGCGCCACUGCGUGAGCCACCGGAUAUAUUUGUGAACAAUGCACUCGCAUCGCCAUAUCAGCGUCCUGUUCAGCGGCUCUCACCUCAAGUAAGUCCACGCCAUCGCUCGCGCUCGCGUUCGCGAGCACAUUGCCAGCUGCAUCACCAGAAAUGCCAAGCUCACUCCCACUCCCACUGCGCUCUGCAUCGGGCAGUGGUGAAUGUUGCCGCUGCCGUCGGCUUAGGUGUUGAUGGGGAGGCUGCGGGUGGCGUCUGCACUGGGAGUGUGGUUGAUAUUUACGCCGCUGCGCUUGCUGCUGCUGCUGCCGCUUCAGCUGCCAAAUCAGUGCCAGUAUCAGCGUCAGCUUCCGCGCCCUCGUCUCCAACUUUGAUUCCGAUUCCGACUCUGUUUCCGUCCCUAUCUCCGUGUCCGUCUCUACUGCCCCUGACCCACAACGUUGAGCCUGUCUACGCAACCGCACAAAAGAGUUGCCACAGCACUUGCAUAUCGGCCACUGCCUUAACAAAGCCACUGAUGACCGUCACCACACACACUACAAAGCCAACAACAACAUCGCCUUUGCGACAGGCAACGAAGGUCUCAACCAGCAACAGCAUUACAAGCAGCACAGUUGUAACAGUUGCCUCGAAUACCAGUAUUCCGGAUAUAGGCAGUCAGACGGAUUCAGUGAAUCUCGAAUCAAUACUUAAUGACAUCGAGACCAUUUCUGAGGAUAUUUUAGCCAUUCAGUUGGAGAAGAGUAAAUCACGAGACAAUCUAAUCUCGGCGAAUAACAACACGGACAUCACCAAGAAACCCUAUCGCUCCGAGAUGAACCUAUAUCUGCAGUACGAUGGCACAAAUCCGACUAUCUCGAAUGGGACAGUCACAACUGGAACCACAACAACCACAACGGCUAGUCACACCUCUGAAACGAACAGUGGCCGCAAGCUCUCCAGCCGAACGCGGUCGCUUGAACGUGAACACACAGACAGUCCGGCACCACAUAUGCCGGAUCCGAUGGCUCCAUUUCCGGAGAAGUGCACCUAUCUUGGAUUCGAGCAGCUCAAUCAGGCAGCUGGUUCACCAGGGCAGGCGCCGCCAACGAAUGGACAAAAACCGCCUGUGGCAGCCAAGCCCAAUGUACCCAACAAGCCACCGCCACCGUUGCCCCCAGCUCGCCGUCCAGCCAUGCCCACAGACCCACCGCCAUCUCCACCAGUUGGCUUGUCGCCCAACAAGAGUCAUCUGUACAAGUCCCUGGCAUCGGCGGCGGCCAAAAGAGCCAUCUUUCGAUCGUCACCAUCUCAGCUCACGCGCUCACUGGAUGUCGAGUGCACGGCCACUGAGCCGACGGCAGCGGAUGGCAGCGAAGCAACAGCAGGAAAUGAGGAUGACGAAGCGGCCAAACGAAAGGCUCGCCGGGUCUCAAUAGUAUGUGGCGAGGAGCAGCCAGCUGCGCCUGUCGCUGGCGGCGUUGCUGCGGUGAACUCGGUGCCCACAACAACAGCCAGUUGUGGCGAUUUAACGAGUGUGGCAGCCAGUGUAUUGACCCAUCCGAAUAUUAAGAUCUUCAAGCAGAUCAGCCACAGUACGCCCAGCUCACCACAUUCCGCACGGAGACGUACCAAUAGUAAUUCAAUGCCUGCGGUUCAUGCCGAGAUUGCAGCCACCAAUUCAGCCCCACCCAGUACCACUCACCACCAUCACCAUCGGAAGGAGGGCAGCGAUCCAGUGCCGAUGACUGCGACCGUCAACAGGACAAAGUGCUCGCGACGCCAUUCGGAGGGAACCGUGCACAAUGUGCAUCGGAUCAGCAACUCAAGUGGUGGGGCAAGUGGCAGUCAUCAUCAUCACCAUGGACACCACCACCAGCACAGUAGUCUGAUCAGCAGCAAUCCACACCACAGUCACCAUUCCCACCAGGACAGCAAUCACGAGACAGUCACCUCCUUGUCCGAUCGCAAUUCCAACAGCUUUGGCUCAUCCCGCGAGUCCUCGACCAGCUUUAGCAUGCGUUCCAAUCGCCGCAAGAUCUCGAUUAGCUCCCAUACUGGUGGCAAAAUACCCUGGUGUGGUUGCUGGGGCAAUGGUUGUCUUUGAAGUACGUUAAUCGUGUGUUGCAUGUGAGAUCAACCUUGAGGGGCCUUUGGGAUAAUCAUAGAUUAUGCCUUACCGAAUAGAAAUGCAGUGAAAGUGGAGCCAGGCUGCCGUCCUUAAGUAAAAUAGAAGUACAUAUGGUAGAUAUAUUCAUUUUUAGAUGUCCUUUAGCGAUGAAUGUAAUGAAAUUAAUUCAUCUAAUCGAAUUUUUAAAAGCAGUUUCAAAACUAUUCGAGUACAAAACAAAAAAAGAAGCAAGUUGGUCACAAUUCGAUUCGUUGCAAUUCGAAGAUUAUUCAUUAAAUGCUACUGAAGCUAAGUUAUUAAUUCCGUUCGAAAUUGUUUGCAAUUAAUUUUACGUAUAUUUGAUUGUACAUAUACGAGUAUUUUAAUUUGAUGUAGUUCAUAAUUUAUUUAUUAAAUUAAUGUAUUGAAGUGUAUAAAAUGAGAAAUAAACAAAUGUUGUUCAACGUGGAUAAACAAAAA